Molecule: messenger RNA, 2686 nt
Organism: Cheilinus undulatus (humphead wrasse)
Lineage: Eukaryota; Metazoa; Chordata; Actinopteri; Labriformes; Labridae
Gene: cep57
Product: centrosomal protein 57
Exons: 11
Coding region: 199-1758 (519 amino acids)
Cellular component (GO): centrosome
Molecular function (GO): gamma-tubulin binding; microtubule binding; identical protein binding
Source: RefSeq, a predicted model, not a curated record
GAUUGUCAAGCGAUGUUUUCAAUUCACAACCCAUAUUAGCACUGGUAGCUCUAGAAACGCUACACAGCUAACACGAUAUUUAUCAUAAACAAAUAAUACUUGGCUUUAACUCUGCUUUUAAAUUGAUAUUUGAAGACUUUAGAAUAUUUUGACAAUAGGUUUUGCGAAAGCGAGGUACACUGGACUGGCUGCCCUUCAAUGGAGGCUCUGUCAAAAACAGCCGCAGCUGAUGCUACGCGUGAAAAGGAUCUCUGUCCACCAGCACGCCGCGGAGUAGUAUCAGACAGCCUGUCACUCACAUCUUAUAAAGAAUAUCCUGCUCACCGUCCUUUCAUUAAUACACUUGUGCACCACACUCCUCAAACACGCACACAUCAGUCAUUUCGCCCAUCAUCACCUGUCAAGGCAUUCCCAGAGACUAGCAGUGCAGCAAUCCUUUCUGCUCUGAGGAACCUUCAGGAGAAGAUCAGGAGGUUAGAGUUGGAGAAAGGAAAAGCUGAGCUUAGUCUACACACUUUGGGGAAAGAUCCAUCAUACACACACGAGCAGAGCAAUCAAGUCCCAGGGAGACUUUUAAAUGAUCAGACAGACACAGAAAAAGAGAUCAGGGAUCAGUCUAACUGCAAUCAAGUGUUAAUCAGCCACCUGGCUGCUGCAGAGUCUCGCUGUGUGAAGCUAGAGAGACAACUGGAUCACAUGAGAAGGAUGCUGCGCAGUGCCAAGGCAGACAGGACCAGUCUGCUCAGACAGCAAGUUAACCCUGUGUGUCUUAAUGCCAUUGGCGGGGAUAGAAAUGCUAAGUCUCUAAGUCUAAAGACACAUCAGAUCUUUGUUUCCAUUGAGAAGGCCAAGCCUGCUGAUAAACAGGCCUACGCAGUGUCUCAGCAUGCCCAGUUGAAGAAACUGGAGCUACUGGAGCAGGAGUAUCUUCGGCUGACACGCACACAAAACAACGCAGAGGUGAAGAUCCGGGAGCUGGAGAUGAAGCUGCAGGAGGAAGAGCACCAGAGAAAACUUGUCCAGGAUAAAGCCAAUCAGCUACAGACGGGUUUGGAGGCGAAUAGGAUUCUGCUGCAGUCAGUGUCACCUUGCCUGUCCUCCAGACAGUCCAAAGAGAAGAAGUCUGACUCAAAGAAAGCAUCACCACAAGCAUUGUCCCAUACAGAACCACACUAUAGACUGAGCCUCAGAGAUGUUCCUUUUGUUGCUGGAACGUCAGUGGGGUGCAGCCACUCAGUCCGAGCCAACGUCCAGUCAGUUUUGUCUCUCUUGAAGCGACACCAGCCCCACCUCUGCAACAGUCAUGUUCUCUCCAAGAACACCAAAGAGACAGGGAACAGGUGGUCAGAUUCUUCCUCCACUUCAUCCUCUGCCAGUGAAGAGGAGCUUUCAGAGCUGCUGCAGGCACUGCAGGAGGAGCUGCGGCUCAUGAGCUUGGAGCAGGAUGAGUUAAUGAGGCAGGUGGAGUCCAGCGUGUCUGAAGAGGAAAGAAGAGAGCUUCAGAGGGAGCAGGAGAGGCUGCUGCUGAAGAUGGAGAGGAAAGGAGAGCAGAUCAGUAAACUCUACAAACACAAAACACAGAUAAAGAAGUUUAGAAAAGAAGCUGUUUCCAGGCGUAAUGAGGUGAGGGCAACAACCACUGUGUCCUCAAGAGGUCACUCUACAGGAUCAGUCAAAGUUCGACCAGGAGAUAGGAGCAGGAGGAACCUGAGGUUGCUGAGGGAUAUGAAAGCUCUGCAGACCUCAUUAAGGACCUAAUAAGGACUUUAAAAAAGAAAGCCAGCUUUAUGAUCUUAUUGGUGCUACAUUCCUAUAGUCAUUAUUUCACCAUCCUCGCAGACACUAACUGAUAAUCACCACUGAAUAUGUUUGACCAAGGUAAAAGAAGUGUCCCUUUAUGAAUAUGGUGGAUUGAAAACUUUUUUAUUCUUACCCUUUAAAGAUAGCAGUAUCAGGCACCAGAUCAAGUGCAUUUAACAAGGGAGAUUAAGCUCAUGAUAGUUUAGCCAUCAAGUGUCUACUGGGCCUUUGAAAUGAAAAUAAUGGGUUUUUUAUUUUUAUUCAACCUAUUCUUUAAAGAUCCCACAAAAAAUGUAUUCGUUACAGCUGCUGCUUCAACCAUCAGCCUUAAAUUCCCAUCUUCUUUUUUAAACUUGAUGUUAAAAUAUUCCACCUGCGGGGGGGGGGGGGUAAACUUCCAAAAUCACAGCUCAGCUUUCUGAAGAUGCUGCUUGGCCAGGUAAAAUAGUUUAAUUCUAAUUUCUUUUACAUUUUUUGGCAUAUAUUUGAUUAAAGAGUCCCAAACAAUACAAAAAGGCUAAAAUUUAAAUAUAUUUCAAAAUAAGCCAAAAGUUCUUCAAACUGAAUCAUUCCAGUGACAUUUUGAUUGAUUGUUACAGAUUUCAGGAUUUCAUUGAGUGUACAGAAACUGCAGCAAUACAAUUGUUUGAUAGUUUUAUGCUUAUUAUAAGCCAUAUGAUGGUGUGCAGGACCUUAAAAAUUACACUUUGCUGUAUUUUGUGAAAGACUAAUCUGUAUGAUUGCUGAUUAAAAAUGUGUGUACAUAUCACAUGCAUACAUGUUUUGUUAAAAAAAAAAACAGAAUAUUUGUAUGUAUAUCUUGAACUGAAUUCUGAUAUUUCUGACAAUCAUGAGUGACCUAUUUUUUGACUGAAAUUUAUUUAUC